AUGGCGGGCCCCCGUGAGUACCCGUGCGGCAGGGCCACCUGGGCUGCCGGCCGCGCCGCGGGGCGUCACGGGAAAUGUAGUCCCACGACCGCAGAGCCACGCGGGGUGUGUUCUACAGCGACUACAACCCCCGGCAUGCACUGCACCGGGGCGGGGGUACGGCAGCCGGGAGGGGCCGCGGCUGUCACCUUGGCCAUGGCGGCCGGGCCGCCACCGCCGCUGGAUCGUCCCAUGCUGCCUGCGUUCAGGGAGGAGGGAUUUGGGGACAAGUUCUUGCGCAAGACCCGCGAGAACCCCCUCGUGCCCCUCGGCUGCCUGUGCACCGUCGGCGUCCUGACCUACGGCUUGAUCUGCUUCAAGAGGGGCAACACCCGCGGGUCACAGCUGAUGAUGCGGGCGCGUAUCCUGGCCCAGGGCUUCACCUUCGCGGCCCUGCUGGGGGGCAUGGUGGUCACGGCCCUGAAAUCCAGACAGUGACCUCGGGCAGGAGAGGAGCUGCGGCCACUGGCCAGCACCCACCACCCCGGGAUGGAUCCUGGCUGUGGAUGGAGUUUUCUGAGGAACUGUUGUGAUGUCUUGGUGGAGCCACUGCUGGAGAGGCUCUGUAGUCCAGAGCACUGGAAAUGGGGUGAAUACACUCUGUGAUUAUCCUGAAA
This is a messenger RNA of Pseudopipra pipra, 656 nucleotides long. RefSeq names its product HIG1 hypoxia inducible domain family member 2A (gene HIGD2A). The record is from RefSeq and is a predicted model, not a curated record. NCBI's taxonomy places the organism in Eukaryota, Metazoa, Chordata, Aves, Passeriformes, Pipridae. Bases 1 to 477 code for a protein of 158 amino acids. Gene Ontology annotation, cellular component: mitochondrion. Gene Ontology annotation, biological process: mitochondrial respirasome assembly. The transcript has 2 exons.